This is a messenger RNA of Rhagoletis zephyria (snowberry fruit fly), 456 nucleotides long. The record is from RefSeq and is a predicted model, not a curated record. NCBI's taxonomy places the organism in Eukaryota, Metazoa, Arthropoda, Insecta, Diptera, Tephritidae.
AUGUCUGGGUGCUUCGAAGGGAUCAUUACUCGAGUUCAAGAGACUCUGGAAGACAUUGAAAAGCGCAACAACAUAACGAGCGUUGUAUCAGGAAUUCUGUUCUUUUUGGGAUGGUGGAUCAUCAUUGACAUUGCGGCGCGCUACACUUCAGCCGACUUUAACAGCGCUUACCAUGUUUGCGGCGUUUUGGGCACCGUUUCAUUUUUCAUGAUUAAUUCGGUAUCAACGAGUCGCAUUGAAAUGUACCAGUAUGGAGUGGGAAGCUAUGCUGUUCACAUAUGGCUUUUCAUUGGCUUUGUCUUGGGUUUCGGUGCAUUGAUUGCCUCCGUCUGGAUUCUGUUUGGCGCCUACGUUGUUCCCGGUCACAAUGUUCUUCCCGAUUGUUCAACUAUAACUCGCCUGUUGUGUGGUGAACGUGCGAUAAAGCAGGCCACAAUGGGUGAUAAAGCGCAAUAG